Molecule: messenger RNA, 342 nt
Organism: Acanthocheilonema viteae
Lineage: Eukaryota; Metazoa; Nematoda; Chromadorea; Rhabditida; Onchocercidae
Source: the annotation of a GenBank genome assembly
AUGUCAUUUCAUCAGUUUGCAUCGGAUAGUGGUUACGGUAGUCCAAAUGAUUAUUUCUUUCGAUGCAUGCAUUUAUCAGCGCAAAAUAUUGAUGGAAGGAAAAAAGAUGCAAAUGAUCCAAGCUAUAUUCAUCGUUUUUUUUCCAAGACAAAUGAAGAUAAUCCAAGGAGAAAUGUACAGGCUUGUGGGAAAUUUUUUUGGCAUUUGGAAAAAGUCGAGAAAUAUACAACUGCAGCAAACUCAACUAUUCGAAUCAGAGACCAGUACAAUAUAACAAGAGAAAUUGGUGCCAAAUUAAUUGCUCUUGCUGAUGCAUUUGAUGCCGAAUUUUUUGAAAUUUAA